AUGAAGUACGAUGUGUUCAUAAGUUUUAGAGGCAAAGAUGUUCGCAAGAACUUCGUGGGAUUUUUGCACCAAGAAUUGGAGCGUUUGGGGCUAAAAGCUCUCGUAGACGAGAAAGAGUUCAAAAUCGGAGAAGAUCUAUUCGAUUUGUUCAAAAUAAUAGAAGAAUCGAAGUUCGUGAUUGUGAUUCUUUCGAAUAAUUAUGCUUCUUCCAAAUGGUGUUUGAGAGAGCUUACCAAAAUCAUGGAGUCUAUGGAAAUGGCUCAAGCUCGUGCUCUUCCUGUGUUCUACCAGGUACAGCCUUCUGAAAUUAGAAACCUUUCCAACCCUUUUCUUAAGAAGAAGUUUGUUAAGUUUAAAAGCUUUAUGAAAGGAGUUGAUGAUCAAAAAAUGCGAAGGAAAUUGGAAGAGAUUAAACGUUGGAAGAAGGCCAUGAAGAAGAUUACCACUCGCACCGGUGUUGUCAUCACCAAAUCCAGGUGUGAUCAUGGUUGGUAUUUAUUUGAAAAAUGGGCAUUUGGAAGUGAAUUACCAAUUAUUCGUGAUGUAAUUCGAGAAGAACUUGUUAAAAAAUUUGGUGGCAUACCCUUGGCUGUAAAAGUGUAA
Molecule: messenger RNA, 603 nt
Organism: Cucurbita moschata (crookneck pumpkin)
Lineage: Eukaryota; Viridiplantae; Streptophyta; Magnoliopsida; Cucurbitales; Cucurbitaceae
Product: toll/interleukin-1 receptor-like protein
Exons: 2
Coding region: 1-603 (200 amino acids)
Biological process (GO): signal transduction
Source: RefSeq, a predicted model, not a curated record